AUGUGGUCGUUUGUUCACAUCGUUCAGAUCGGUAAGGAUCGGUAAGGAUCGUAAGGAUGGUUAACAUCGGCUGAAAUCGGUUGCGAUGGACCGCGAUGGACUAACCUAUUGUGUUAUUAAGUGAGGGAUUAUAGUGUGAGAAACGUACACUUUUACUUAAUAUUAUGUCUCUGUUUACCAAAAGAAGCACAAGGGCACUGAGGCAGCAUGUACUUAAUACACUUUGGGCAAAGGGAAGCUUGAAAUCUGAAGGCGCUGUACUGAUGUCCUUAAAUUAUGAAACUAGAUUCAGUCUUCAGGACAUUAAAACAUCAUGGCUGCAUAAAAAAAUGCUUUUCCAUUCAUCUUCUAAACAGGCCAACAAAAUAGUUUCUUUUAAUUUAACUGACAUUGGUGAAGGCAUCAAUGAAGUAACUGUCAAGGAAUGGUUUGUUAAAGUUGGUGACAAGGUGUCGCAGUUUGACAAUGUAUGUGAAGUUCAGAGUGACAAGGCCUCUGUAACAAUCACAAGUCGGUAUGACGGAAUCAUCAGGAAGAUUUAUUACGAUGUAGAUGACAUUGCAUCAGUGGGAAAACCUCUAGUGGAUAUUGAAGUGGAAGAAAUAUCAGGUGCAGUUGGAAUAAGUUUAGAAAGUGAAAGGAAAUCAACACCAAUUACAGAGGAAGAUAAAGUGCCCUUUUUGCUAGACAAGAUUCUUGCCACACCAGCAGUAAGGAGAAUAGCAAUAGAAAAUAAUAUUAAGCUAAGCAGUGUAAGUGGAUCUGGAAAGGGUGGUAGAGUUCUGAAAGAAGAUAUAUUAGAAUACCUGAAGAAGAUAUCAUCUGUAUCUGACACAAGAACUGCAUCUGAAACUAAAUGUACUACACAGGAAUCUGUUACAAGAUCUCUGGCAACAAGUGAUUAUACAGAACCCAUACAAGGCUUCAGAAAAGCAAUGGUGAAAUCAAUGACAGAGUCUUGGGACAUACCUCAAUUUGUAUAUAGUGAUGAAAUAUUUGUAAUGGAACUGGUGAAAUUAUUGCCACAUAUGAAGGAAAUUGGAAGUGCAAAAGGCAUAAAAGUGACAUACAUGCCAUUUUUCAUCAAAGCUGCCUCAAAAGCUCUUGAGAAAUUUCCCAUUUUAAAUGUAAAAGUGGAUGAAGCAUGUGAAACGCUAACUUACAGAAAAUCUCACAAUAUUGGAGUAGCAAUGGACACUUCAAAUGGGCUAGUAGUCCCAAAUAUAAAGAAUGUACAGGAACUUAGUCUUUUGGAAGUGGCCAAAGAAAUGAACCGGUUACAUGAACUGGGGAAAAAUGGUGCUCUACGUCAAGAAGAUCUGAUUGAUGGAACUUUCACCUUGUCUAACAUUGGAGCAAUUGGAGGGACGUACACAAAGCCAUUGAUUUUACCAUCUCAGGUUGCAAUUGGUGCAAUAGGAAAAGUUCAGAUUGUCCCUCAGUAUGACCUUUAUGGGAAUUUGAUCAAAGCUCAACUGGUUUGUGUGAGUUGGACAGCUGAUCAUAGAGUCAUUGAUGGAGCAACUAUGGCCAGAUUCUCAAAUACUUGGAAGAAAUACAUUGAGAAUCCUUUUCUUCUAUUGUUUGAUGCUUGAUUGCAGUUGAACAAUGGCAGUGAUCCAUAAUGGAGGUUGGUAGAAGGUAAUACUUGUAUAUUGUACACUUAGCAGGAAUAUAGCAUUGAACAAGUGUUGGAACAGUCCAGUAAAUUUGAAAAUGUAUCUUUUUGGAUUCAUACGUAUCGCCACAUGUAGGAGUCACUCUAGAUGGGGUUUGAAUUGGUAAUUGGAUUUAUUGCACACUUACACACAACUUGCAACUAAAAGUAAGUACAGUGCUAUUGCUUAUUCACACUCUGCCAUUCACUACAGCACAUGCAAAGUCUUCUCAGUCUGCUGUAUCUUCACCGGUUGUCGCCUGGCAAUGGCAUCCGAAGACGUAGCUUCCCCCUCUUCCAUGUUCAUGUCCUUGCUGGCUGGUGACUAUCUCACAACUAACUCCUACUCUUCUAACUACCGCCUGAAGACUUGCAAUCCCAUCAGCUCCUCGUUAAAUAGCCUCAACAUGGACCACACAAAAAACCUCCAAAUCUGUUGUUGCAUAACAUAGCUGUCAUAAGGACCUUGUAGAGAACUCCGCUUUGCAGUUACUGAACUCUUGCAUGUUACAAAUCUGUUAUGACCAUUAUCUAACAACGGCUGUUUUAUAGCAGCAUAUUUUGUGAUCGUUGCCUAGCAACGGGUCUGCAUGCCACAUUGCUCUACUACAGGCAUAACGCCAUUUCUUCUCCAAAGUGUGUGCUUGUAACAUCUGUGAUCGGUCUUGCCUUCCUUCACCCAUGACUUGGUUCCCAUGGUAAUUGCUCUCCAAAUGUUCCCGCUUCUCCCUCAAGGCCACUGGUCCCUAGCAGUUCCCAGAAAAGGUGUGAGCCAGUCCAGGUUUACUACCAUCAUCCUCUAUUUAGGUUCCACUAGAUUCUGUAUACCACUUCAUUUAUCCUUACCUUGCAUGGGCCCUUUCAUGAGAAUUGGAGCUUGGGCGAUUUCCCCUUCAUGUGGGUUGGACGACAGAGCCAUACUUUGUCACCCUUAUUGUAACCCACACAGUUGGCCAGGCUUUCAUAACGAGUUUUCAUCUGGUCGUUGGCUGGCUUCAGAUGUGGUGUAGAUGGUCCACUAAAUUCGCUGUGUUAUCAAUUGUGGAUCGUGAUAGUGCUUGACCAUGUCUGGCUGCAGAUGUAGGGCUGCGGUGUGCAUCUUACUGACUCCCAGGCAUUGCAAAACCUUAUGUAUCAGAUGACAAUUGAAGCAAUGGCCCUGUUCACUAUGUAGCUCCCCCCAUACUCUGAUGCGGUAGAAGUUGGUAACCAGCGCUUCCGCCACUGUCGAAGCUUCUUGGUUGGGAAUGGCGCAGGUUUCCGGCCACUCAGUAAAAUGAUCCAUAGCAAUCAGGAGGUAUCAGUUUCCUUGGUCACUCCAUGGAAAGGGCUUUGCUACAUGGAUGGGUGUCCUUUCAAGCGGGACUCCAAUGUCAUAUGAUGUAUUAGGCCCCGAUCCUGGUUCCGGAGUUGUGAUUUCCGCAUAGGUGUCGUUUCUUACCUGAAGACGCCAGUAAUGCCUUUGCAGGACCAUAUCCAGGGUUUUGACACGCAACUGACUUCCUGAUGGUCCACCAUGUAGUUCGGUCAGCACGUUAUUCACUCUGUUUCGAGGUGGAAUUGUCAGGGCUAUUUUUGAUCAUAACCCGUCGGCAGAUUCCCAGUGGCGCUCUUAAUAUGCCAUUCCUCAUGGCGAGUGAUUUCCAUUGGCCCAGUAGGUUUUGUACACGUGGCUACGGUUUGUAAUGUUUUUCCAUGCUCAGUGUUCGGUCUCUACUUCCUCCAGAAUGGGCCUUGGUCAUUUAUAGACAUGAAAGGAUACUGACAAUGAUGUAUGCUGUACAGAACUCUUUUUGUCUUAUAUAUACCA
Molecule: messenger RNA, 3467 nt
Organism: Cryptotermes secundus
Lineage: Eukaryota; Metazoa; Arthropoda; Insecta; Blattodea; Kalotermitidae
Gene: Dbct
Product: lipoamide acyltransferase component of branched-chain alpha-keto acid dehydrogenase complex, mitochondrial
Exons: 9
Coding region: 165-1595 (476 amino acids)
Cellular component (GO): cytoplasm; mitochondrion
Molecular function (GO): lipoic acid binding; acetyltransferase activity
Source: RefSeq, a predicted model, not a curated record